AUGUUCUACAUCACAGUGUCGCUGAACCUUUUCGCAAUUUGUGCGAUUCUGUCCAGAAUUGGCUGGCUUUCGGAGCUGACCGCGACAAAUUUCAGCCCAGUGGAGCACUUCUCCGAGAUCCACCCACGAGUUCACGAUGCACGAGAUAAGGAACAUCUCUCACAUGCGGCGGGCUCCAGCGAUGCGGAAGAGCAUAUCUCUAGACUCAUGUCCGCCAUAAGCUCGAGCUCAUUCUCAAACACCAGACUUGCCAAUUUCAGAUCAAUACUGCCAGUCAUCCAAGCCCCUGAAAUGGCCAUCAAAUCUCGCAUUACCGUCCACAAGCUCACACCACCUAAAGGCUCCACCAUCGACUUCGGCGCCGAAUUGCAAGGCGCGGAUCUAGGCAACAUCUCCGAACUCGACUUCGACAUCAUCCGCCGCGCCCUCUACGAAAACCAAGUCCUCAUCUUCAAGAACCAACAAAAUCUCUCCCCCAAAGCCCAGUACGAGCUGACCCGCCUCUUCGACCCAUCCGUGACCUCCUACGGCCACGGCAAGACUCUGGAUGCCAAGAAAUCCAUUCUCCACCCCGAUCUGAAAACCAUCCCGCACCAGCCUCAGGUCCAGGUGAUAGGGAAUGGAGCCGUGGCGGAGUUUGAGGGACUGCGGGAUAUCGUCCUCCAACAUCCCCAUCACAAGACUUUCCACAAGGAUGUCAUCCCCGAGGCUGAAGAUAGAGAGAACACGCGCUUCUACCGCUGGCACAUCGACGCCGCGCUUUACGCCCUCCACCCUCCGCUCGUGACGUCCCUGAUGGCCGUCCGGGUUCCGAGGACCGAAUACCAGAAUCUGCGCUACGAUGAUGGAAGUGGGGAGGAAAUGAAAGUCUCACGCGGCAGCACGGCCUUCGUUUCCUCCUAUCGGAUGUACGACCUCCUAAGCGAAGAAGAUAAGAGCUUCGCCCGCACGACGAAAGUGCAAUAUGCGCCACACCCCUAUAUCUGGAUGUCGGCCGCCCGAUCCCGAAGUGAUGGGUUAGGACUAGUGAGUGAAGGGCUCGAACUCCCUCGCUCCGAGCUCCCGCCUAUAGAAGAGGAGGAAGUGAAGAUUCUACCCAUGUGCUGGCGAAAUCCCGUGACGGGAAACCUGGCGCUGCAGGUCCACCCUUCGGCGGUGGAGAAGUUGCAUCUGGCUGAUGGGACGGUGAUGGAGGAUUUGAAGGAGGUGAGGGGGAUAGUGUACAGGAUGCAACGACCGGGAAUCGCGCCGGGGUUGGUGUUGGCGGUGGAUUGGGAGGAAGGGGAUCUGGCGCUUUUCAAUAAUCGCGGGGUUCUGCAUAGUGUUACUGGCUCUUUCCGGCCGGAGGAGGUGAGGGUGUUCCGGCAGUGUAAUUUGGCUGGGAGUGGGGAUGUGCUUGGGCCGGUGUAG
Messenger RNA from Recurvomyces mirabilis, 1410 nucleotides. RefSeq lists its product as uncharacterized. The transcript is spliced from 2 exons. Gene Ontology annotation, molecular function: oxidoreductase activity. The record is from RefSeq and is a predicted model, not a curated record. NCBI's taxonomy places the organism in Eukaryota, Fungi, Ascomycota, Dothideomycetes, Mycosphaerellales, Teratosphaeriaceae. Bases 1 to 1410 code for a protein of 469 amino acids.